AUGCACGGUAUCGAUGGAGACGAGCUUGUGGAAGAUCUCGACACCCGACUUCAACAUCGUUAUGGAAUACCGAGUCGUAUGAUCGAGUAUACUCUCUCGGAACUGUUCAAGAAACUUGGCCAUUACUCAUGCUUUGACUCGGGGCAAAAGCAAAAGCGCCUUAUCCAGGAGCUGUGGACUCAGCUGGUCAAGGAUGUCAAGAACGUUUAUCAUAGCAGCAAAGGUCUCCGAAGUUCGCGGCAGAUGUUCAUCACACUUUCGUAUCUAGCAGCGGAUCAUGCGUCUAUUUUGCUGGCUGAAGCGCUCGCUCAAUUCUGGGUGCAUUUCGAAUCUCUGAUAUCGCAAGAGUCGCCAACAUAUCUUGGGGACUGGGCGAGGGCUUUAGCGAAGGUACAAGAGGCACUGGAAGGACCUACGACGAGGAAUCUCGAGCCCUUCGCCAUUAUGCCAUACACUGGCUAUCACCGUGGUCGCACUCCCCGAGCCUUGCCCUGGCCAGGUCACAGGGCACGGUCAUUGCCUGUCAUGCGACGUCGCCACAGCCCGGAUAUGAGCCUCGCCAUCCCAACGUACCCGAGCUCUGGUUGGGCUUCGCCGAUGAUAUCACCGGUCGGAUAUCCGAGAGGCGAUUACUUCGACGAGCUUCAGAACCUCCAGUGGCAACAGAGCGAGAUGGACAUGAAAUUGGACAGUGUUGACGGGAAACUGGAUGUUCUGCUUGGUGGGUACG
Alternaria ethzedia is the source of this 730-nucleotide messenger RNA. RefSeq lists its product as uncharacterized. The transcript has a single exon. Lineage: Eukaryota; Fungi; Ascomycota; Dothideomycetes; Pleosporales; Pleosporaceae. The record is from RefSeq and is a predicted model, not a curated record. The annotation marks the transcript as partial.